UUUCUUUUUGUUCCUAACUGAACUGUGAUAAAAACUCUCGCUUUUGUCUUUUCCUCCAUCCAAUUGCUCUCCUUCCUCCUUCCUUUCUUCUUAUCAGGAGCUUCUCAACUCUCCCGCCUUGCAUGCUCUCUUGGCAAUCUUAUUUUUCCUUUUAUCUUUUUCAUCCAUACUUUAUUAAAUCGGUACAACUGUGUUAUCAUUCAGACUCUACGUUCUGAUUGCUGUAAUUCUUCUGUUAUGUCAACCUAUAAAUGUUUUCUAUCUUUUGAUCACCACUUAUGUUAUGGAUUAUUAACUGUUUAUUUCAUCUCAACAUGAUAAAUUAGCCUAUAUGUAAUAUUAACUUCUCAAAGAUAUAAUAAGUGAGGAGUAAUGAUUGAUAAUAAUAGUAAUAAAAGAUAUAAUAUGGCACCAAGUAAAAAAAAUGUAACUUAUGCAAUAAAUCAAUGUAUGGUUGGCAAGAGACUAUUCAAUGUGAGAUUUGUGCAUUGAAACAACAUGUUUUAUGUUUGGAGAUCAGUGAUGAUGAGCUGAAUUUCUUUAAAGACUCAGGCUUUGAAUGUCAAGCCUGUAUGAGUAAAAAGUCAUUAAUAGUGAACGACAAUACACCAGUUCGGCCACUUCCAGCUGGGCAAGCUGUGACAAAUCAGAGUUUCAACUCUGACACCAAUAUCAAUGACAAUGACCUAGUAGUCACCAAGGCCAAUAAUUUAAUUGUGAGUAUGCUUAGGGAAUUAGAGAAUACUUUCACCAAUAAAUUUCUGAGAAUGGAGAAAGAAAAUGCUUCACUCUUUGCUAAUCUCUCAUCGGAAGUAGCUGCAUUGAAAGAGGAGCUCAUUACAUUGAAUGAGGAGAAUUCUAGGUUGAGAAGUAUCCUUCUUAAAAAGCUGGAGAUAUCAAAUGUGACCUCUUGUACUAAAAGUGUUGAGAGAACAGAGUGUAAUCGUGUUAUUUCUGCUAAUAAGGUAACAGUGGCCACUCUCAAGACUGUUGAAUUGGAAAUUGAGGGAGCAGUUCAACAGGCCAAUGAGAUUGCGGUGGGUGUGAAGUCGAAAGAAACUUGGGCUGAGGUUGCUGGGAAGCCAAAAAGAAUAAACCGUGGAGUACACACUACUGAUAACAACAGAACUGCCAGCAAUAUUACAUCUGUAUUCAAGAAAAAACUAGACUCAGUUGAACAAAAGAAAAAUAGAAGUCGGGUUCAAGUCGGGUUAUGGAAGAAUACAAACAUUGCAAUAACAUCUAGGAAUAGCGCUGUUUGCUAGCCGUUUCUCUCCUGACACUUCAACAAAAGACAUAGAACACCUGAUUAGGAGCACCAUCUCAAAUGGGUUUGUUUCCUGCACAAAACUUCGUUCAAAAUUUCCUGAAUCAUACAGUUCCUUCCAUGUAUUGUUGUCGGAAAACAUAUUCAAGGAAGUAUGCAAACCUGAGGCCUGGCCUGAAGGAGCCAUUAUAUCCCCUUUCUAUGGUAAACUAUCCAGUUCCACAACUCAUGCAGCUAAAACUACGAGUAAAGCGGUGCCUAUUGCCAACUUGAAUCCCGUGGAGGGCUAUAGUAGAGAUACUCCAGAAUGAAAGAUUUGCAUCUGUUCUACCAAAAUGUCCAAGGACUACGGACAAAAUCAGUUGAAUUCUUUACUUCUGUUGUAAGUAAUGACUUUGAUAUUAUUGCUCUAACUGAAACAUGGUUGGGUGAUCAACACUGUAGCUCAAACUUCUUUCCUCCAAGUUAUAAUGUUUUCAGAGCAAAUAGGCAAUAUGAUACACUUGGGCAGACUAGAGGAGGAGGAUCAUUGCUUGCUGUGAAGAAGUCUCUACCUGCAUUUAGAAGAUUCGACCUAGAACUAUUACCUGAGGUUGUAUGGAUUGAGAUUAAACUACCAGGACACCAUCUUUU
Messenger RNA from Nilaparvata lugens (brown planthopper), 1900 nucleotides. RefSeq lists its product as uncharacterized. The record is from RefSeq and is a predicted model, not a curated record. The coding region runs from base 447 to 1265 and encodes 272 amino acids. NCBI's taxonomy places the organism in Eukaryota, Metazoa, Arthropoda, Insecta, Hemiptera, Delphacidae. The transcript is spliced from 2 exons.